Messenger RNA from Rotaria sp. Silwood1, 1627 nucleotides. NCBI's taxonomy places the organism in Eukaryota, Metazoa, Rotifera, Eurotatoria, Philodinida, Philodinidae. The record is from the annotation of a GenBank genome assembly.
UAGGCAUUUUAUUGGAAUUUUAGCCUAGGGCAUGGUAUAUACGAACAAAUUGAAUGACGGCGUCUCAGUCUGAGAUUUUGUCCACAGAUAGGUCAAUCGAUGAUUAGAAUAUCGUGAAAAUUUCAGCUCAAAAGAAGAUUUCAUUCCCGAGAUACUAAAGUCCCAUAAAAACAGAAAAUCCUAGCAUUUGUUGUCCUAUAUGAGUCAUUUUUGGGACAUUAAUAUCUAGGGAAGGAAAUCUUCUUUUGAGCUGAAAUUUUCACGGUAUUCUAAUCAUCAAUUGACCUAUUCCGUGGACAAAAUCUCAGACUGAGACACCGUCAUUGAAUGUGUUCGUAUAUACCAUGCCCUAGGCUAAAAUUCCAAUAAAAUGCCUAUAACUCUUGACAGAAGGCCUAAGGGGAUUCAAAUAUCUUGAGGUUUUUCAUACCUCACUAGAGUCUAUCUUAUGCACAAAGUACGAACUCAAAAGGAAUUUGAUAGUUGCAAACGUUCCCUCGUAAGUACAAAGAUAAAUAAUAGAUUUCUCUUUAUUUUAUAAACUAAAGAUACUUAAAUAGGUCAAAUAUAUUGAAAAAAAAAAGUGUAUAUUUCUCUUUAAAAUCGAAAAAAUAAAUUUGUUCUCUAUAUCUAGAAGAGUAAAAAAGUCUGUAUUACGAUAUAAUCAUGGAAUAUUUUUUUAUAAGAUAAUUAAUUGAUAUUAAAAUUGUUUUAAUAGUCUUAUAAUUGUAAACAAGAAUCAAAUGAUGAAAGAAAAUCAAUGCAUUAUUUUGAUCAUGUUUUCGAAAGUGAAAUAAAUCAAGCAAUUAAACUUACUGAAGAAGCUUAUGAAAAUAUGUUAUAUAAAGAAGUAGUAAAACAUGGCUUUUUUCAACUUCUAAACAGUCGAGAUAAUUAUCGAGAAUUUUGUUCAGGAAUUGAAAAAAUGAAUAUUUCAUUAAUAAAACGUUUUAUUGAAGUUCAAACACUUCUUUUGGCACCGAUUUGUCCACAUGUUUGUGAUUAUGUUUAUCAAUUAUUGUAUCCAAAUAAAUCAAUUAUGGAAGCUAAAUGGCCAACACCCGGUAAAAUUGAUCAAUCAUUAAUCGAUUCUUGUAAUUAUCUUAUAAAUACUGUACAUUAUUUUCGUAAUCGUUCAAAAAUAUUGACGACACAACAAAAUAAAAAAUAUAAUGUAGCAGUUAUUUAUGUUGCUUGUAAUUAUCCUCGAUGGCAAAUAUUUGUUAUUAAUCAAUUAAAAAUAUUUUUUAAAGAAAAUUUAUCAUUUCCAGAUAAUAAAAUUUUAUCAUCAUAUUUUAAAGAUCGACAAGAAAUUGAUAAAAAAUAUGCAAAAAAAGUUAUGCCUUUUGUCACUUAUUGUCAACAAUUAGUAAAAGAAGCAAAUAAUAAUAUUAAUAUAUUAGAUCAACAUUUAUCAUUUAAUGAAUAUGAAAUUCUUGUACAUAAUCAACAAUAUAUUCAAAGAUCAUUAAAACUUGAUGAAUUAGAAAUUAAAGUAAUUGAUGAAGAAGACACAAUAAAUAUAAACAAUCUAGAUGAUGUUAUACCAGGUAAACCACUUAUUCAAUUUUUUUCGAAAUCUUCGAUUGACGAAUCAUCAUCAUCAUCAAAAUUAAACAAACAAUAA